This is a messenger RNA of Aspergillus clavatus NRRL 1, 714 nucleotides long. Its product is annotated as GNAT family N-acetyltransferase. The record is from RefSeq and is a predicted model, not a curated record. NCBI's taxonomy places the organism in Eukaryota, Fungi, Ascomycota, Eurotiomycetes, Eurotiales, Aspergillaceae. Gene Ontology annotation, molecular function: acyltransferase activity, transferring groups other than amino-acyl groups. The transcript is spliced from 3 exons. The coding region runs from base 1 to 714 and encodes 237 amino acids.
AUGGCCAUUGAAGUUUUCCCUCUCACCGAGGCAGACAUCCCCGAGGCGAUCGAGGUGAUCCAGCAAGCAUUCGCAGACGAUCCGUACUUCAAAUGGGUUUUUAAUCCCACCAAGUUCAACAAACAGAGAAACUAUGACUCACUUGAAGCACGUUGCAGAUGGGGCAUCAAAAACGCCAUCUUCCAAGUCGCCAAAGAAGUGCCCCCAGCAGGGAAAGAAGACGACACCAGCGCCCGUUCACCUGUGCUGGGUGUUUCGUGCUGGCUGGCGCCGCAUCCCGCCACGGAACCUGAGAGCUGGUACAGCUGGGCGCAGGGCUGGGUCCUGUCGUUUCGACAGCUCCUGAACAAUGUGUGCCACAUAGGCAGGGGCGGCCUCAACAUUCGCCGUUAUUGGAUCUGGAAGGAUUGUCAGCGGGAGGCGCAGAGCCAGAUCUGGGACGAUCCCCGGGGUUACUAUUUCUGUAACAUUGUGGCAGUCAGCCCGGCCGCGCAGGGAAGGGGCAUUGGAAAGAAGCUGUUCGAGGCUGUUACUGAUCGAGCGGAUGAGGAAGGUGUAAAGUGCUAUUUGGAGAGUUCAAAGAAUGUUCCCAAUGUGGAGAUCUAUCGGCGCAUGGGAUUCGAGAUGGCCAAGGAGAUGGAGUGCAGGGACGGAGAGGAUGUGUGCAUGCUGCAGCUGUAUUGUAUGGUUCGAGGUCCGAAGCCAAAGUGUUGA